Messenger RNA from Daldinia childiae, 225 nucleotides. RefSeq lists its product as uncharacterized. The record is from RefSeq and is a predicted model, not a curated record. The coding region runs from base 1 to 225 and encodes 74 amino acids. NCBI's taxonomy places the organism in Eukaryota, Fungi, Ascomycota, Sordariomycetes, Xylariales, Hypoxylaceae. The transcript has a single exon.
AUGGCGCAAGUGCUCGCAGAGGCUGAAGAUGCCGCAAUCUCGAAUAAGACGGACUGGCCUUCUGUUGCUCGCAAGGACGUGAUUAUGAGGAUGACAGAGAGCCAACUUAAUGAUAGAGAGGCUUCGGCAUCCGAGCCGACUCGAAUAUUCGACCUGGCAGAGCAAGCUGCACCGGCCACUCAGAUACAGCCUCGAGACCGACGCCCUGCCGACGGCACUCUAUAG